AUGGACGACCAGGAGCCUGCGUCUAAUAAUACGUGCAAAGUUUUUAAGUGUCAUCCUAUGUCUAAAGUUCCUAAAAUAGUUAUCUGUUUGAUAUGUGAAAAUGUGUAUCAUGAAGCUGACUUUAAUAAAUAUACGAAAAGUCAAUUUGUGAGUGAAAUGCUUGUAAUCUGUCCAAAACACCACCAGGACAACCUAACCGUUAAAUUGGACUAUGGUUUGAACAUGUUGGAUGAAAAUGCUCGAAAAAUAAUUACGCAAGUAAAACUUUAUGAAAAAGAGGAUCUUAGAAGUGAACUAUGUAAUAACUUAUCGCUAAAUCAAUCUAAAAAUUUAUCUGAUAUUAGUGCUCUGGAUCUGGAUGAGUUAGCUACCACGAAAAUGGAAAAUGAGCUACUCAGACAGAUCAACGUGAAACUACAAGCUAGAAAUAAAUUUGAUUAUGCAAGUAUUGUAAAAAAUAAUUUACAACCUAAACCUGAAAUUCCGAAAAUUCUAGUGAAAUCUAAAACUAAUAAUAAUCGUGAGACCUUGGGAAAAGUUAAGAAUAAAAUCACAAAUGACUUGGCGAUUCCAAUAAAUAAUGUACGAGAAAAGGCGGAUAAAUUGGUUUCCAUUACAUGCAAAAAUAAUAAUGAUGUAGCAAGAGCUAAGUCUGUUUUAAGUGAUAAGAUGGGUGUUGAUUACCAUGUGGAACUUGAACACCUAAAUUUACCUAAGGUCAAAAUUAUAAACGUAGAUCAUGACUUAUCAAAAGAAGAUCUAUGUGAGGAUAUAAGCAAUAGAAAUUUUCGUGAGUCUAAUUGUGCUUUCAAUAUAAUUGCCGAUUAUAAAAAUACAACUGAUAAGAGAACACUAAUUUUGGAGGUUACACCUGAAACGUACCUACUGUUGCAUAACAAUGGUUUUAAAAUUUACAUUGGACAUCAGCGAUGUCGU
This is a messenger RNA of Cotesia congregata, 936 nucleotides long. The record is from the annotation of a GenBank genome assembly. NCBI's taxonomy places the organism in Eukaryota, Metazoa, Arthropoda, Insecta, Hymenoptera, Braconidae.